CGGCCAGACCGGGGUGCUGUUGUUCCAGCAGAAAGACCAUCACUAUUUGGUUGCGGGUAAUAUUUUUUAUUUUCUAAAUUAAUGAAAGACUGAGAAACUUCUCGACUAGCUUGAAUCCCACGAGCGCUUUGAAAAGCGAACCUUGCGUUCUCUGAGAGAAGAAUGCAUCCACCUGGACAACUUACUGCUGAGGAUUUUUCUCAUGGAGCGCGUAACGGCUUUAUUCGGCGGGUUUACAAAGUAGCAGGUAAACUUGGAAAAUAGCUAGGCAGCUAACUAGCCAACCUCGACUGUCCCCAACAUCUGCCACAUUUCGGAUUUAGCAGCUUUUCGUUGAUUUCCGUUUGUAUUAAAUGUGAUGUGAAGAGUUGACAGAAAAGUUUUCUGGCAGCUCAAAGUGACAGAACUAGUUCCAGCCAGUGUGUGCUGGCGGCUCUCAACAUUAGACCUGUCGGAGCUGCUCCGUAACUUCAGCAGCCUGUAAGUUAACGAGGGGGACUUCUGUUAAAAACUGUGUCGCGCCUUCAAAACUCUUCACUUCGAACUAAAAUGCGACAGUGCGGAGACCCCGGGAUAUAAAUCCCGCUAGUUUAUCGAGGCGGCUUUGCUUUGGCUCGAACAGUUUGGCGUGCGGCCUGCUGGUCAGGCUUUCGCCGCGUUCGAUUAAGGGCUCAAGCCGCGGUAGAGCGCGCUCGGCCCGGCCGCCUCUAACAACCACACUCCGCUUCGCUGAAGAGCCAUGGAGAGGAUGGAGGUGGACCAGUGCGCAGGCGCAGCUGGUGGAGGCGGCGCGCUGCGGCGGUCAAACAGCGCCCCCAUGAUCACCAACGUCAGUGAUGGGAUGACUGUGUUCAGCUCUAACAGCUCGGCCCGGUAUCGGCGGAGCAGCGUGUCUGUAAAUCCAAGCUUCCCCUCCAGGACCCUUCCUCUUUCCCCAUUCUCCUUGUCUGGUGAGAGGCCAGACCACAGGCGGCAGAUGGAGAAUAUGGAACUUACACUCAGAGGGAGUUUACAGAGACUAAGUGCCUCAGGUGCAGUCCCUUUACCUCCUGCAAGUCAUUGGCAUGAUCAUCUGUCACCAGGAUUCCAUUCCCAAGACUCUGGUGUCACCCCUAAUUCUUCACCCAGUCCAACAAGAAGGUUCCGGGGGGGAUCAGUGAGUCCUGCUGUCAGAUGGCCUGUGGUUGCACCUUUGAAAAGAAAAGGUGGAGUGGAAUCUGAUGGCCCGCCUAAAAAACUCUUUGUUGCCGGAGUUACAGAAUCUGCCCACAUAACUAGCUGUACUGUCAGUGUUUCCCAGUCUGUGGACUCUUCCUCGGGAGCUGUGCCCAUCUGUUCAAGCCCUCAGAACAGCCCCCUUUCACUUUCCCCUCCACCACCCUUCACCUCCCAUCACCCCAGCAUCUAGACCAACCCACUCAGCAUCUUCAAGACCAUCUUUGCCUGUUUGGAUCUUGGACUGAGGACUGAAAUCAGUUGGGCUGGAGUAAGAAGAACAAUGUCUCUGUCCUCAUUGCUUAUCAAGCUUCCAGAGCUCUAUUGAGUUGUGUUAAGAUCAGCUGUCCAUGUAUGUGGUGCUUUAAGAGGAGUGUACUCCACAAUUUUUGAAGAAAAUGUAUCUUAGAGGACUUUGAAAUAAAGAAAGCCAGUUGUAGUAUAAUUGAAGAAGAGCAGAAGACGGAAGAUUUAAACGUCAGUGUCAGGAAUGGCACUGUAUCAUCCAGUAUCAUAUAACCUGUUAAUAGUUCAUUUGCAAGAAGGCAGUCUGUGGCUUUUACACAGUCUCCUUGCAUUUGUGAAAUAAGUUCAGGAUUUACACGUGGCAGUCACAUUCAUAUGAGUGUUUUAGUGAUUGCAAACUACUUAUCCUUGACACAUAAGGUUUCUUUUGCCUAUUAUGAGCAUGCAAAUAGACAACAAGACAUGUUUUGCCUCUUUUUGCUUUAUUUUUAAGCAUUGGCAGAACACAUUUUCUUAAAGUCUGCAACCAUUGAUGUGGUCCAAAGAGGUCUUCCGAAAUGUAAUUAUUAUUCAAAAUGUUAGACAGCUACCUAGAAAGACUCGGAAAUCAGUGGGCUGUUUAGGCCACAACACUGUUUAUGUGUAUGCUCAGUAUAUAUAGGUAAAUGUUGUUUUUAAUUAUGUUCUAAAAUGUCCUUUUUUAUGUUUUAUGAUAAAGUUUCAUUUUAAAAAAGACAACAUAAAAAGGACCCUUUAGUGGACUGGCACUGUAUGGAACGCCAGAACAUUAGCCUGUUCUAAAGCCUGGGUCAGCUCAUUCUUCAGCUGAUUUUAUAUGGGCACCAUAAUGGAGGAUGAAUAUAGCACUUUGCGCAAAUAUUCCACUUUAAGAAUAAACAUGUGACCAGAGAAUUUUGCACCAAAUGAAAGCCAAAAGCAUUUACCAGCAUUUGCCAUAUGUAUUUGAAUGCUACAUUUAUGUAGCGACACCCUUAGCUUGUAAACUGUGUAAAAACAAUGAAAGCUGCAUGCCGGAGGCUGUCUGUCUAAAGAAUGUAUGAUGAAACUCUCAGUCAUGCAUAAAAUGUCUCAUUUCAGACAUGGUUGAAUUUGUUGAACAUCAUUGUUUAUUUUGUUUGCACAGUGGUGGACAUUAUCAGUUAAUCACUAUUGCUGUUACAUGAGUGGGAUCAUAUAUACAUGUUUUUUUGUCUAGUUGGAUUCUUUGAGAGUGCGAGAUGUACAGUAUUGCUGAACGCAAACAUCAUUACGGACAAGCGCUUUAAUACUUACAGAGCAAUCUUUCAAUAGGAAUAAGAUUAUUGUGGCUCUGGUCAUGUACCGCAUACAGUGCUCUUCAUUCAUAUCAGAACGUGAGUCAAAAAGUUUGGUUGUGCGAUUCCAACAAGCUUGACAGGCUUAAGUAUGAUGUUAUGAUAUGUGUGCAGAGUCUGCUAAAAGUCCAUCAUCUAUGUCAGUUUGCAAAGAAACGAAGGAUCUUUUUUUCCAAAUAUAUUUUAAAAUGUAAUUGCCUUUAUUUUUACUUUCAUUUUUUGAGCUUUAUUGCUGGUACAAGUAAAUGCCUUGUUAAGUAAUUCCAAAGAUACUUGCACAUUAUCAAUUGCAGUCUCCAUUUGUAUGUUUUUUGUGAUUUAUCCAAGAUUAAUGCCAAUGGUUAUCGAUGUUGGGUCUUCAAAAGGAAUGUGCAAUAUAGAUUUAAAUACACCACAAAAUAGGACAGUUUACGUUUUCAAGGUCAUUUCCCAAAGAAACCCAUGGUCACAAUUUUGUUUUGUGAAAGUGUCCUCUAGUAAUUUUUGGGUUCAAGUUCAGGCAACAUCUGGAAAAAGUCAAAAUAUUGUUUGUUUGUUUUUUUUGUUUUAGGCUUGUACAUUUUUGUCUUUUUUGCUCUCACCUAAAUGAGAGAUUGUUCCCAAGAGACACAAGUAUUCUGUAAAAAGGAAGAAGGGAAGAGUUUUAAAAUGGUCUUUGAUUGUCUGCGAUAGCAGUUGGGAAGCCUUGGAGCAAGGAUGAUGUUUGUUAGCACAUAGAACUUUCUCUAAAAUGACAGAGCGUGGCUCUUGCCUCUCGUGUUCGAGAUGUAAAUAUGUUUCAGUUGCCACAAAGAAAAGAGGAAGAUAAUGUAUUUUUUAUGGAACUGUAAUAUAAAGCAAACAAGAUAAAGGUAUAUUCAUUCCCUUUGAAUAUCACAUACUGUACCAGGUAAAGGCUCAUUUCUAGUGGAUUAAGAAGUGCUGUUCACAUUUGAAUAUGUAUAUUACAUUGUAUAUAAAGAUGAUCAUGACAAUAAAAUAAUACUGUAUUUAA
Molecule: messenger RNA, 3789 nt
Organism: Pygocentrus nattereri (red-bellied piranha)
Lineage: Eukaryota; Metazoa; Chordata; Actinopteri; Characiformes; Serrasalmidae
Product: protein FAM122A
Exons: 9
Coding region: 740-1408 (222 amino acids)
Molecular function (GO): protein serine/threonine phosphatase inhibitor activity
Source: RefSeq, a predicted model, not a curated record